AACCACGUUGCGCAGCACCGUAGGAUCAGCAGGCGUGCGUUUCAUUUGUUUUGAUUUGAUUCUGAUGUUGCUCCGGAGAUGUUUCCUGUUCCCGUUUCCCGCCGUGCGGUUGGUGCGCAGGAGUCUGCACCGCAAGCAUGACCACAUUGUGCUGCACCCCGAGAUCCGGCAAGCGCUGCAGCUGCAAAAGCCGGUGGUGGCCCUAGAAUCCACGAUCAUUACGCACGGGAUGCCAAUGCCGGAGAAUGUCGUUACGGCGCUGGCGGUGGAGGAGCAAGUUCGUCAGAAUGGAGCCAUUCCCGCCACCAUCGGCAUUCUGGACGGACGCAUCAAGGUCGGCCUGACUCGUGAGGAGCUCACUUCGCUUGCCGAAAAGCCCCGGGAUCAGGUGAUUAAGUGCUCCCGUCGGGAUUUGCCCUUUGUGGUGUCAAGGAGACAGAGUGGUGGAACCACCGUCGCCGCCACAAUGAUCAUUGCCCAUCGGGUAGGCAUCCACGUGUUCGCCACUGGAGGAAUUGGUGGGGUCCAUCGGGAUGGCCACGAAUCCAUGGACGUUUCAGCAGAUCUCACCGAGCUGGGACGCACUCCGGUGGCCGUAGUAUGCAGCGGGGUCAAAUCCAUCCUAGACAUUCCCCGCACGCUGGAGUUCUUGGAGACGCAGGGCGUGUGUGUGGCCAGUUUCGACAGUCCUGGUGGCGUCUUUCCGGAUUUCUACACACGGGACAGUGGCUGCACCGUGCCCUACAACCUUAAAAGUGCCCAGGAGGCAGCUGAGCUGCUGCGAUCUUGGCGGGAAUUGAAAAUGGAAUCAGGCCUGGUAAUUGGUGUUCCCAUUCCGGAGGAGUUUGCCGCAGAUAAAUUCAAAAUUGAGGAGGCCAUCAAGGAAGCAACUGCUCAAGCCAGGGCCCAGGGAAUUUCCGGCAAGGAGGUUACUCCAUUCCUGCUGGCCGCCAUAGCCAAGAUCACCGAAGGAAGGAGCCUUAAGUCUAACAUAGCACUAAUCAAGAACAAUGCCAAGGUUGCUGCUCAAAUCGCCGCAUCGCUUUGUGACGUGUCCACGAAACUGGAAAGCCCGGUCCAAAAAGCAAUCGAUAAAAAGCCACUGGUUGUGGGAGCCUCCAUCCUGGAUCUUUCCUUUAAGGUGGACGAUCAGAAACGCGACAUGAAGCUUGAUGGAGCGACGUAUUCCGCGGUAGCUAAACAGGCGGCUGGGGGAGUGGGUCGGAACAUAGCUGAGGGCAUCUACAAGCUAUACGGAGAUGUAAACCUAAUUUCCGCCGUGGGAAACGACCAGAUGGGACAAACGCUGCUUCAAAUGAUGCCAAAGGCGCUGAAGCGGGGCCUAAUUGUGGCGGACAACCACAACACCUCAUUGUGCUCCCUAAUCUUCGAUAAGUUUGGAGAUUGCAAGCUGAUUCUGGGCAACAUGGAAAUCCACCAGAGCAUUACAGCCGAGACCCUGCAAGCGCACCACCAACUCUUCCGAGAAGCUCCUCUCAUCAUCAUGGACAGCAACAUAUCGGAGCAGGCCAUGGCCAGCAUUCUGCAGCAGGCGCAAAUCAACAAGAUUCCAGUCUUCUUCGAGCCCACAGAUAUGUUCAUAGCCGGUAAACCGUUCAAGCUGCUGCCGGAGUUAACCAAGAACAUACGCCUGAUCAAACCGAAUAUGCAGGAGUUGAAAACUAUUACGGAGGCUAUAACGGGCGAAACUGUCAAAUGGAAUCCAGAAACCAAACAGCCACAAACGGAACUGGUUCAGCAAGCGAAGUCCUUGAUCAAAAAAAUCGACAGCCACUUCAAUUGCAUCAUAGCUACGCUGAGUGACCACGGGGUGCUACUCAGCUAUCGAGGGGACGCUGAAAACGAUGCCAGAUUGCUCCUCGAUGUGAGUAAGCCCACGCCGCCACACAGCACUCGCUUCUAUCCCGCUCCCAUGGUUCACAAUAUUGUGAAUGUCUCCGGAGCGGGCGAUAGUUUCUGCGCGGGCUUCAUCACUGCCCUGCUGCGAGGGCGAUCUCUGGACGAGUGCAUCGCCGGCGGCUUUGUGGCCGCUGAAAGGGCACUGCAGUCUGAGUCCGCCGUUCCCGCAACGUACUUCUCAAAUCAAGAAUCUUUUGAGAGUCGCUACAAGCAUACUGCCCGGAUCAUUCAACAGCAGAGCAUAUAGAUGGUACUUUGAACACCAAAAAGAACGAAGGCAUUUACUCAGGACGUUUUACUUUAUUCCUAAGUAUUUUCUUACCGUGUACAAGUUAAUGAUUUGUUAAUAAGCCCAUCUGAAAGAUACAAUUAGAGUCUGUAUAUUGUUAU
Messenger RNA from Drosophila melanogaster (fruit fly), 2310 nucleotides. RefSeq lists its product as uncharacterized. Gene Ontology annotation, biological process: pseudouridine synthesis. Bases 65 to 2167 code for a protein of 700 amino acids. The transcript has a single exon. NCBI's taxonomy places the organism in Eukaryota, Metazoa, Arthropoda, Insecta, Diptera, Drosophilidae. The record is from RefSeq and is marked reviewed. Gene Ontology annotation, molecular function: pseudouridylate synthase activity; kinase activity.